AUGGGCGCUGAGUUAUCAAUCUCUGCAUACAACGACUAUCCUGUACAGAUCGACAUACCCCCACUUGCUUUCGAGGUCUUUGUUCCAAACUGCAACCUACUUGAUCCCGCCAUUCAAGUCGCAGAAGCCAUCACUGCACCGGUCGUCUUACGGCCAAAGGCCAGAGUCAUUAUUGACGUGAACGGCACGUUGCAAGAGCUUCCAGACUCGCUGACAGCACAUUGCCCCAACUCCGAAUCCUCGCCCCUGGAUAUGUUUUUGAAGCAAUACCUGAACGGUGGUGACGCAGUAGUCUUCGUGCGAGGGAAAAGGCAGCCUCUAGACAGCACUCCAGGAUGGAUCAGUGAUAUCCUGUCAAGCAUCAAUGUUCCCAUUCCAUUCCCCGGAAGAACAUUUGACAAUCUGAUAAGAGACUUCUCUCUGACAGACGUCCAAUUCUCCCUGCCCGAUCCGUUAGCCGACCCGGACGCACCGGAGUCAAAUCCCACUGUUUCGGGCACUAUUCUAGUAACGGCCGGCUUACCCUCACAGAUGAACUUUGCCAUCAACGUGACAAGCGUCCGCGCAAAUGCCGAUGUCUUUUAUACCGACGAUAAGCUCGGUGAAUUGAAUUUGCACAAAUGGCAGGACGCUAAUUCGACAAUGACCAGAGCAACUCCAAACAACGAGGCGAUACUCGAAAUCGAGUCCAGAAUUGCCAAUGCUCCUCUCAAUGUCACGAAUGGCGAUGUCCUUACAGAAGUUAUACAGAAGUUACUAUUCGGUGGCGAGCCUGUCGAUUUGGAAGUCAAGGCUCUUGUUGAUAUCCGUGUUGACACCAUUCUUGGGCAACUUACGCUCAAGGACGUACCUGCCGAAGGGAAGAUUCCUGUAAAACGUCCGUAUUAG
Molecule: messenger RNA, 888 nt
Organism: Sporothrix brasiliensis 5110
Lineage: Eukaryota; Fungi; Ascomycota; Sordariomycetes; Ophiostomatales; Ophiostomataceae
Exons: 1
Coding region: 1-888 (295 amino acids)
Cellular component (GO): fungal-type vacuole membrane
Source: RefSeq, a predicted model, not a curated record